Molecule: messenger RNA, 1774 nt
Organism: Cuscuta epithymum
Lineage: Eukaryota; Viridiplantae; Streptophyta; Magnoliopsida; Solanales; Convolvulaceae
Source: the annotation of a GenBank genome assembly
UUGAUCCCAAUGCUUUCAAUUGCUUUCAGCAUUGGAAUCCAUUCAAAUAAUGUAGAAGAAUCUGGAUUGGGUAUAAAUUUACUUUCUCAACGAUCCAGAAUGACAAAAAUACAAAAGACGAAGAGGAAGAAAGAGAUUGAAACUACUCACCUGUGAUCUAAUUAACCAUGGAGGAAGCAGUCUUCAGCCCACCUAUUGACGAAGGGAGAUGGGUGAGGCAAGGUCGCAGGAGCUUAGAGUCAGAACACAUUUUAAGGCAAGUAGCAUAUAUUGAUUUCAUUCCUACGAUCUUUCAAGUCCCCAAAACCUUGAAAGAAAGAAAGCCAGACGCCUACACCCCACAAACACUUGGCCUGGGACCAUACCAUCAUCUCCGGCCCGACCUCCACCGCACCCACCAGAAAAAGCUUGCCCAGAUCAGCUUGUUUCAGGAUAGAGACGAAGACUCACCCAAGACUCAAUUUUUCUCCCAAGAAGCCUUCAAAAGGGUGAGGGAUAUUGAGCCUUUAAUUCGAGUCCAAUAUGACAAGUACUUGGAUCUUGAAGGCUCCACCCUAGAGUGCAUCUUCCUCCUCGAUUCUUUCUUCUUGCUUGAUUUUCUUGGUCUCUACAAGGAGAACACGGACGCCUCCAACCUCAACCAGGGCCACAAAGAAGUUGUGAAGGACGUUUUAAUGUUGGAGAACCAAAUUCCCCACGAAGCCCUUGAGGAGGUCGGGAAGGAAAUAGGGCUGUUCUCUCCUAAAAGACACACCUCUACACAAAUGCUGUAUACCCGACUCUUUUACUACUUCUGCAAAGCCCACUCUCCGCUCAAGGUGUCGGAGCGGGCGUGCAUUGAACCGUUGGGGAGACAUCACCUCUUGAGCUUUAUGUAUUAUAGCAUUAUUAGUAAUCGUCCUCUUACACCAGAAGAGGAAAAAAUGGAAGAUCCCGAGGCCAUGGGAAUGACGACGAGAUGGAGGAUUGAAUUUCCUUUGUGCGAGCUCAGACUUGGAGGACCCUCGAUGCAUCCAUUUCUGACCCCCGCCGUAGCAGUUUCCGCAAAUAACAGGAAACAGGAACGAAAGACAAGAGCCAUUAGCCGCCGUAUCAUUCCUUCGGUGACAGGGCUAUCCAAGAAGCACGGAGUGGAUUUUAGGGUGUUGGAACCGGAUGAAGGGAUUGGGAAUAUCAGAUUCACCCGCCACCUGGAGGGCGAAAACCCCACGAUUCAUCUCCCGGAAAUCACAUUCAGAUUUGAUUCCGAGGUGAUCUUGAGGAACCUGUUGGCGUAUGAAGCUGCGGAGGGUGGGCGAGAACCUAUCAUAGCGUUGGGUAGAUACGUUGACCUGAUGGUUGACUUAUUGCAGACAGCGCAAGACGUGGCCAUGCUCCGACUGAGGGGAAUCGUCAAGGGGGACACGGUCAGCGAUGGGGAAAUCGCUGAAAUCUUCCGCGGGAUUGGUAAAUCUGGGGCGAAACCGAGCACGUUGUCUGCCAGCUCGAAGGUGGUGGAAGAAGUGCAGAGCAUGGCAGUGGAAUCGAAGAAGUGCAGAGCAUGGUAGAGGACGGAGGUUACUGGGAAGCCACCCACGCUAUCGCCUAUAGGGCUGUAUAACUGGAUACGAAGUAUAUAUAUUCUAAAAAAAUUGGGCGCAUUAAGCUGUUUUAAUUAAUCACGCCAAAAACAAAUUCAAUUGUCAAAUAAAAUAAAAAUAAUUAAUAUUUAUGUAUAAUUUAGAGAUUUUGAGAUAUUUACUUGCAUAUUCAAUUAGAAUAUUAGAAAACGUGA